Vicia villosa (hairy vetch) is the source of this 426-nucleotide messenger RNA. RefSeq lists its product as uncharacterized. The record is from RefSeq and is a predicted model, not a curated record. The transcript has a single exon. Lineage: Eukaryota; Viridiplantae; Streptophyta; Magnoliopsida; Fabales; Fabaceae. Bases 1 to 426 code for a protein of 141 amino acids.
AUGGAAUACCUUCAUAGAUUGUUGUACAAGAUGCAAUUGGAUCCUGGUUUCAAACAUCAUAACAGAUGCAAAGCUGUUCACUUAACCCAUAUCUCUUUUGCAGAUGAUGUUUUAAUGUUCUCAAGAGGUGAUAUUGUCUCUGUGCAGAUGGUGAUGAAAGUGAUGCAAACCUUCUCUCAAUCUACAGGGCUUGUGGUGAAUCCUAGGAAGUGUAGGAUCUUCUUUGGGGGAGUUGACUUGGACACCAAGAUGAGAUUGAAAUCUGUGACAACCUUUCAGGAGGGAGAGAUGCCUUUCAAAUAUCUUGGGGUCCCUAUGACCAGUAGGAGAUUGGACCUACACCACUAUAUGCCAUUGAUUGACAAAAUUGUGGGUAGAAUUACUCAUUGGAGUAGUAAGCUUCUUAGCUAUGCAGAGAAAAUUUAG